AUGCAGAGGAAUAAUACAAAAGAAGAAUGUCGACGACUUUCACAACAAGAGCUCGUCAAGGAACUCAAACAAAAAGGAACAUAUAAUCCAGAUUUGAUGGCAUGGGACGUGCGAGGAAUUAUUCGGUUUUUCGAUCGGUCGAUUGUUGAUCAAUAUGAGCGGCAAUCUAAGAAUAUACCAAAUGACGAAGAAUCAAGAGAACAUAAUAUCUAUACGCUAGAACGUAUCCUUGCUGAACUCAAUCUUGAUUGCAACAUUCAUUCACCAUCAGUUACUGCUCGAUUGCAGAAUUUAACAGCAGCUGUGGCUCGUAGGUCUGUAAUAUCGCCAUCGAUACGGAUUGCUGAAAACGACCAACGUUUUAAAAGGCAAGUGGUUCAUCAAUUACUUCAAUCGCUUCAUGCACCCGAAAGCAGCAAUUCAGAAACAAAGGAAGAGAAUUUAAGCGUUAAAAAACAGAAAUUGAUUGGCAGUGUACACACUGUUCCCUUUGGCUGUGACAAGAGAGGAGGUGAAGAAGAUGGUUAUCUACGUUUAUGUAGCGCAUGUCAAGCUAUCAGAAGGCUUCCUAACGCUUUUUUUCCUCCAUUUAUCAAUGAAGUAGUAUGUGAUGACGACAAAGCUUGCUUAUACUUCUAUGAUUUCCCUCACGGUAAAUGUAAGCAAAAACAUAUGAAUUUUGUCGUAUUAAAAAAUGUGGGAACAGACGAAUGUCAAAUUUGGCAGAAAUUUAAUUUAAAUGUUCGAGUUUCAUGCGAAUGCUUCGUAGGUAUGUUUGCUUUUUUUUUUAAAAAAAUCAAGUUCCUUGUGGAAAUGGAAUUGAUAAAAUUGGUAAUUCGAUAA
Molecule: messenger RNA, 843 nt
Organism: Dracunculus medinensis (Guinea worm)
Lineage: Eukaryota; Metazoa; Nematoda; Chromadorea; Rhabditida; Dracunculidae
Source: the annotation of a GenBank genome assembly